AUGCGUGCGUCCGAUGUGAAGACCCGCAUUGAUGCCCUUCAGGAGCAAAUUGAUAAUCUGGCAGCGCAACUGGGCCAGAAGCAAGGUGAAUCGUCCCACCACGGCAGUCUCUCCAGUGCAACUCCGUCCACGCAGCCACCAGACUCGCCGCGACUCUACCACCGCCGGGAAAGCUCUCGACCGAGCGAUGAGGCAUCGGGGGAUCCCGUUCUCGGCGGGUUGGUCACCCUACGCGAGGCUGAUGAGCUUAUGGACAAGUUCCGGACCCAGAAAAUGGCCCAGUUCCCCUUCGUCAUGGUGUCCUCCGACAUGGAGAUCGAGGUCCUCCGCCAGCGCUCGCCUUUCCUCCUGCUGUGCAUCGUCACCGUGUGUAUGGAACACAAACCCCUCCUGCAACACAAACUGGAGGCUCUCGUUCGCGAAACGGCGGCCACUCGUCUAGUCGCUAAGGGCGAGCGCAAUCUCGAUCUCCUCUUGGGGCUCCUCGUUCAUUGCGCAUGGUUUCAUUAUCACUGGCGGACCCCGCAUAUCCAUAAGUACAUGCUACUUGAAAUGGCUCACAUGGUGGUCGUCGAUUUGGGCAUCGACAAGGACGAGAACAUCCGGAUGCAGCCUAUCCCUCCAGAGCCCGCGGACAACCAACGCCAUCAUUCGAAUCCCACGGAGCAGAGGGCUCUGCUAGGCUGCUACCACCUGUGUUGCACCUCGACUUUAUUUCGCCGACAGGUGACGAUGAGACACACCAGAUGGAUUGCCCAGUGUGUGGAGGAUCUUGCUCGGAAACCCGAAUACCCCAGCGAUGUCCUCCUGGGGGACUAUAUCCUCUCCAACAAUUUCUUGCGACGUACGCAGUGUGUCUUCGAUGAGGACGUAUGCCUCUGCUCCUACCACCCUCGAGAUGCGUCAUGGGAGCAGAUUGUAGAAUCCAUCGAGCGGCAAGAGAGACAGACCGAGGACCAGCUAUCACGCCUCGCCUCGUGUGACAAUUGGGCCCUUCGUCUGGAGCUCACCGCACUCACCACCUUGACCUUGGGUCAAGCAGUGCAGCGCCGCAGAGAUGUCUUUCGACUUCGGGAGAUUAAUCGGCUGCAGCAUCUUACGGCAUCCGCUCACCGGGUUCUUGCCACGUACCUCCAGGUGCCAGCGGACGUGGCGGUGCACCUGCCGGCUUCCUCAUAUUAUACUCUUUGGUAUGUGAUGCUGGUUCUUGCCAAGGUAAGCCUGCUAUUUGGAAACUACAACCAUCCCACACCAGAGAUAGACAGUCGGCGCGUCCACGAGGAUGUUCUGGCCACAAUGCGGAAGAUUGCUUCUCUCUCUCUUGGGGAUGAUAUCUGGUCGAACUGCCGUGUGAUAAGCAUGGUGGCAUGGCUUGAGAAAAGCAAAAGUGAGGCGCAGCGCCAGUGUAGUAUCAGUCAUGUGGUGCAACAUCCGAGCGAGGCUUAUGGUCCCCCUCGACCCCCUGUCUCAUGGCAGGGCCCGCCCCCUUCGAUCAUUUUCGACUCACAGCCCCACUGGACACCCAGUCAAUUACCCAUGCAGCCAGAACAUGCUGUAUAUCUUGAAACUCUGAUGCACAACGACUGGGACACGGGCAUUUGGCGUCAGACUCUGGAAGCUUUCACUAUGUUCGGACCUCCCACUCCACAGAGCCAGAUGAGCUUACAAUCACCAGUGGUGAUUUGAUGACAUGCCAUUGCAGUGACACUGGAAGUUUGAACGGCUCAAAAUUGGAUGUUAUCCAAGGAAUUGCGAUACAUAGACCGGGUGAGCCCUAUGCACUGGUCGCUCCUCGUACGCCUAGAAGGGUUAAGCAUAGGUGUGGCUGGAGUAUUCAAGCGCAGUAGGCGAUGCGUGUGUGCUGUACCCAGCUGGGCAUACAUCUCAGUGCGUUGCUUAUAAGCGCCUUAAACUUUGGCCGAAACAGGCCUCGUUCUGACCCUUGGCUAGGUUCACUCACAAAUUGAAGCCACCAGCCCAGCCAUGAUGGGCAAUAUGCAUGUCGACAUGCUCCACGUUGGAAGACUCUGGCUGGGGGCUCGCUCAUAGAAUGCUUGCCCUAGACCACACUUGUCGACGGGCAGUGUUCAAAGACCCUUGACUCUGACUCGUCUGUACUACGGAUGUUGUUGUAAAGGCAUGCGGCGUGAGGAGCUGCAUCACGU
This is a messenger RNA of Aspergillus neoniger CBS 115656, 2165 nucleotides long. RefSeq lists its product as uncharacterized. Gene Ontology annotation, biological process: regulation of DNA-templated transcription. The record is from RefSeq and is a predicted model, not a curated record. Gene Ontology annotation, cellular component: nucleus. The transcript has 5 exons. Gene Ontology annotation, molecular function: DNA-binding transcription factor activity, RNA polymerase II-specific; transcription cis-regulatory region binding. The coding region runs from base 1 to 1686 and encodes 561 amino acids. NCBI's taxonomy places the organism in Eukaryota, Fungi, Ascomycota, Eurotiomycetes, Eurotiales, Aspergillaceae.